AUGGAGGGGGGCCGGAGAGUCUUCUUUCUGAUUCUGACUGCAGGCCUCUAUGGAGCCUUCCAUGUGCGCUUCCUGGAGCAGCAGAACAAGCUGCUGGAGACCAAGCUGCAGUUCUACCAGAACCGCAAGUGCUGCGAGAGCAACCUGGAGCCCCUGUUCGAGGGCUACAUUGAGACCCUGAGGCGGGAGGCCGAGUGUGUGGAGGCCGACAGCGGGAGGCUGGCCUCAGAGCUCAACCACGUGCGGGAGGUGCUGGAGGGCUACAAGAAGAAGUAUGAAGAGGAAGUGGCACUGAGGGCCACUGCUGAGAACGAAUUUGUGGCUCUGAAGAAGGACGUGGACUGCGCCUACCUGAGAAAGUCAGACCUGGAAGCCAACGCGGAGGCCCUGACCCAGGAGAUCGACUUCCUGAGACGACUGUAUGAGGAGGAGAUCCGCGUUCUCAACUCCCACAUCUCAGACACCUCCGUUGUCGUCAAGAUGGACAACAGCCGCGACCUGAACAUGGACUGUGUCGUGGCUGAGAUCAAGGCUCAGUAUGAUGACAUCGCCAAUCGUAGUAGGGCUGAGGCUGAGUCCUGGUACCGCACCAAGUGCGAGGAGAUGAAGGCCACAGUGAUCAGGCACGGGGAGACCCUGCGCCGCACCAAAGAAGAGAUCAACGAGCUGAACCGCAUCAUCCAGAGGUUGACGGCCGAGGUGGAGAAUGCCAAGUGCCAGAACACCAAGCUGGAGACCGCAGUGACCCAGUCUGAGCAGCAGGGCGAGGCGGCCCUGAGCGAUGCCCGCUGCAAGCUGGCUGAGCUGGAGGGCGCCCUGCAGAAGGCCAAGCAGGACAUGGCCUGCCUGCUCAAGGAGUACCAGGAGGUGAUGAACUCCAAGCUGGGCCUGGACAUCGAGAUCGCCACCUACAGGCGCCUGCUGGAGGGAGAGGAGCAGAGGUUGUGUGAGGGCAUCGGUUCUGUAAAUGUCUGUGUCAGCAGCUCCCGGGGAGGAGUCGUGUGCGGGGACCUCUGCUUGACGGGCUCCCGGCCAGUGACCGGCAGCGUCUGCAACGCCCAGUGCAGCGGGAACCUGGCGGUGAGCACCGGAAUGUGCGCGCCCUGCGGCCAGAGCUGUGGCAGCGGCCGCUCCGUGCGCUUCGCCUAACGCCCCGGCUGUGUGAAGACCCCGCUCCGCGAGCCCACAGUCCCUGCGCCCCGCCGCGGUCCCGGAGCUCCGAAGGCUCCGGACUUGAGGAGGAAGAAGGGCUGCGGGCACAGCGGCCUGGCCUGCCCAAACUGCCGUGCGCCCCGGUCUGCAUCCCCUUCCGCACUUGUCCCUCGGCGUCUUCCAGGAAGAGCCGGGCUCCUGGCCCGCAGGUCUGGCCCCGCUGGCCCACCCCCAGGAGUCUAAAUGACCGGUUUCCUUGUCGCCUUGGGCAAAGAUCCGAUCCCAAUUUGGGCUGCUCUGGGCGCUUGGACACCUGUGGCUUCUCACAGAUUGGCCCCAGGAACCUUCCUGCGCUUUGCCUCCUCCUCCUUCCAAGCCUAGCUAUGGUGACAGGCUGCGUUUCCGUUUGGGAGGGGCCAAGAUUCCAUCAACGCCUCUGCUCCCUCCCUUCCCUCUUGCUUGGUCUCCACGUUUCCAAUAAAGCUCACAGUCAUGUA
Messenger RNA from Ictidomys tridecemlineatus (thirteen-lined ground squirrel), 1649 nucleotides. The record is from RefSeq and is a predicted model, not a curated record. NCBI's taxonomy places the organism in Eukaryota, Metazoa, Chordata, Mammalia, Rodentia, Sciuridae.